Molecule: messenger RNA, 1107 nt
Organism: Lonchura striata (white-rumped munia)
Lineage: Eukaryota; Metazoa; Chordata; Aves; Passeriformes; Estrildidae
Gene: TCF15
Product: transcription factor 15
Biological process (GO): regulation of transcription by RNA polymerase II; developmental process
Molecular function (GO): RNA polymerase II transcription regulatory region sequence-specific DNA binding; DNA-binding transcription factor activity, RNA polymerase II-specific; protein dimerization activity
Source: RefSeq, a predicted model, not a curated record
GGGGUGGGCUCCGGAGCCAGCCCCUCCCCGGCCGUAUAAAUGCCCAUUCCCCCUGCAGACAGCCGUCCCAGCCCCGCUCGGAGCGGCCGCGGGAAGGCGUCCGGAGCCGGCGUCGCGGCUGUGCCGGCGGGGGAAGGCUGCCCGCAGCCCGGGCUGCCCCAGCCGGGCCGGGGGUGCGGGCGGGCACCCCGCCAUGGCCUUCACCAUGCUGCGCCCCGUGGCCGCCCGCGUGCUGUACCCCGACCUCGGCAUGCUCUCGGAGGACGAGGAGAACCGCAGCGAGAGCGACACGUCGGACCAGUCGUUCGGCUGCUGCGAGGGCGCCGAGGCUCGCCGCAAGCUGCCGCGGAAGCCGGGCCCGAUGGUGAUGGUGAAGCAGAGGCAGGCGGCGAACGCUCGGGAGCGGGACCGGACCCAGAGCGUCAACACGGCCUUCACCGCCCUGCGGACCCUCAUCCCCACCGAGCCCGUGGAUCGGAAGCUGUCCAAGAUCGAGACCCUCCGCCUGGCCUCCAGCUACAUCUCCCACCUGGCCAACGUGCUGCUGCUGGGCGAGGGCUGCGAGGACGGGCAGCCCUGUUUCAGUGCCAUCUACGGCACCAAGGGCGACCUGGACAGCAAACAGCCCCGCAGCAUCUGCACCUUCUGCCUCAGCAACCAGCGGAAAGGGGGCAGUCGGAGGGACCUCGGGGGCAACUGCCUGAAGGUGCGAGGGAUGACGCCCCUGCGAGUGUCGCGGAGAUGAGCCGGGGCCCGGCAGCGCCCACCUGAGACAGCGGCAGAGGCAGACGGAGCCCGCACACGCCAGCCCAGAGACCGCAGCGGGGAGGGAGGGAGCUGCUCACCUGAGGCGGCAGCGGCCGAGCCCAGGCUGGCACCACACCGACACUGGCCCUGGAGCCGGCAGUGGGGCGGGAGGACGCUCCCGUGGCCGAGGCUGCCCACGCGGGGCAGGGCCGGGGAGGGGGGUCCCCGCGCCCCGGGGCUGGACUGGAAGGGGCCUGUGUGCGGCCGGCGUCGAGGCGCUCCGGGGGGACAGUGUCGUGGCCCUGGGGAUGCUGGUUGUGCACGUGCAGCUGCUUGGAAAAUAAAAUCUUAUUUUUCUGA